GUUUUAUAAACAGAUGGUACAUGAUACGAGAUUGUUUACGUCAUUAUCUACUGUUUAACCUAAAAUUCAAUGCUUUUUAUAUGCAUAAUAAUAUUAUCCUAUCUAUAAUAUCCUAUGAUUUUAAAUUUAAUUUUAUCUCAAAUAACAGACAGUCUGCCGUACGUCCAGAUCUGUGUAUUCCAGUAAUGGAUAAUCGACAUUGAACAUUCUAAUAUCAUUGAAUAGUUGGAGGUAAUUAUUAACAAUGAACAAUUGGGAAGGCAGACAGCGACAGGUGCUGCAGGAAGGGACCUCUGCCCUGGAGAGGACGGCCGACAGUCUUCGUCGUUCGGAGAGAACUGCUCUUGAGACGGAAGCGAUCGGAGCGACAGUAGUCGCCGAACUUGGUCAGCAGCGCGAGUCGCUCAUCAGAGCCAGCAACCGGCUCAACAACAUCGACGAGAACAUGUCACGAACAAGGAGUAUACUCAACGCCAUGACCCGCAACAUACUCACCAACAAACUCAUCCUCAUACUGAUCAUUCUCAGUGAGGUCGGCAUUCUCGGCUGCCUACUUUACAUCAAAUUGAAGAAAUGAUCCAUCUGUGAAAUUAUCAACCAAAUCUUGUAAAUAGAUUAUAAAUUGUAUAUACUAUAGGCGAUAUAUAAGGAUUAUGAGUGUGUGCACACAGAAAACAGUCAUCGGUCUUGGGAGGAUAUAGACCCGUAUUAUACCCUUCUAAGACCGCUGAAAAUCGGAACGCAUGAUCACUCCCUUUGUGAACAUACCUUAUAAUAAGUGUCCUA
Nilaparvata lugens (brown planthopper) is the source of this 786-nucleotide messenger RNA. RefSeq names its product vesicle transport through interaction with t-SNAREs homolog 1B (gene Vti1b). The coding region runs from base 245 to 577 and encodes 110 amino acids. Gene Ontology annotation, biological process: macroautophagy; intra-Golgi vesicle-mediated transport; retrograde transport, endosome to Golgi. The record is from RefSeq and is a predicted model, not a curated record. NCBI's taxonomy places the organism in Eukaryota, Metazoa, Arthropoda, Insecta, Hemiptera, Delphacidae. The transcript is spliced from 3 exons. Gene Ontology annotation, cellular component: ER to Golgi transport vesicle membrane; Golgi apparatus; SNARE complex. Gene Ontology annotation, molecular function: SNAP receptor activity; SNARE binding.